Messenger RNA from Ilex paraguariensis (yerba mate), 201 nucleotides. NCBI's taxonomy places the organism in Eukaryota, Viridiplantae, Streptophyta, Magnoliopsida, Aquifoliales, Aquifoliaceae. The record is from the annotation of a GenBank genome assembly.
GGUGUUUUGAAGAAACAAGAUAUAGACUCGAAUCAUGGAAGGAUUUCGAGCACAAUUGUAUCAGUUAAAAAUCCUGGUUCUACUAAGCAGACAAUUCAAGAGAGGUGUCAAACAAGAGUGAUAGAAGCUGAGCAUAAUUUGGCUUGUGCCCGGUCAAAAGAUGGUGCAAAUCAUACCACUACAAAGUCUCCCACAGGCAGG